Molecule: messenger RNA, 6825 nt
Organism: Portunus trituberculatus (swimming crab)
Lineage: Eukaryota; Metazoa; Arthropoda; Malacostraca; Decapoda; Portunidae
Gene: Start1
Product: steroidogenic acute regulatory protein-like
Molecular function (GO): lipid binding
Source: RefSeq, a predicted model, not a curated record
UGAGAAUCCGACUCGAUCCGACUGCACUGUUGAUAUUUUGUAAACAAACUCCACCUCCUGACCACUUCCCAAGUUCUUAUCUCGGCUAUUGGUCGCCCCUUACACUCCUACACCACUUGUAAAGCCAUGGACUUCUAGGUGGCAGCACAGCAGUCCUCACACAACACCACUGCCAUGUCACUAGCCGGCCACCGCUCUCCUCUGGUAGGAGGGCCUGGCAGUUUGAAUACAGUGUCUGCAGACAUAUGGAUAGCAAACCAGCUCCCAGGAAUGCAGAUAAAUGGUCGCAUGUCAGCAGUGCGCCGUUUCUUUUGUCUGUUUGUGACCUUUGACUUUCUCUUCACGGGCCUGUUUUGGGCCAUCUGUGUGCUGAUUAAAGAAGGAGGAAAGUAUAGUGCGUUAGUUGAGGAGAUAAUUCACUACAACAAACGUUCCUCUAUAUUUGACAUUGUGAUGGUUGCUGCCGUGCGGUUCACACUCCUGCUGCUUCUGUAUGCUUUACUGCACAUCAACCACUGGUGGAUGGUGGCAAUCACUACAGCAGGAAGCUGUGCAUUUUUCAUAUCCAAGAGCUUAAUGUAUGAGUGGCAAGGGAAAGAUGCAUCCAGCUAUCCGUUUGAGGUGACGCUGCUGCUGCUCUCCUUCCUCAUAUCAUGGAUAGAAGCUUGGUUUGUGGACUUCAGAGUCUUGCCUCAAGAAAACAGAGCCAAGAGUGUGCUUGAGGCGGCCAGUAAUUGUGACCACCAGGAGACUGACCCACUACUGCCUGGGCUGGAGCGGGUGCGGGACUAUCUCAGCGCCUACUCCGAGACAGUGGGCGACUUCUACUCGCCCAUGGAAUCUCCUCUCGCUUCUGAUGAUGAUGAGGACUAUGGGGGACACAUAGUCAAUAGAAGGUUGACUUCUCAAGAGAGAGAGUUUCAAACGAGAGGAGCCGAGGCAUUUCAGAAAGCCUGGGAGACCAUCCAAUCACAGGGCUGGAAGCUGGAGAAGGAGAGCUCCCAUGGAGACACCAUCUACACCAAGGUGGGCCCAAGAGGAAACAAAAUAUACAAGCUUACAGUAAUAUUACUCCAGCAAGAUUUGUUUAGUUUUUUUUCACUCUAUGCUGUAUAUAAUCUCUGUAUAAAUUGCUGUUAUGUUUUGUUAAAUGAUUGUAUUCAUGUGGUGCACCAGCAGGCAGCGGAGGGGCCGGGCGGCGUGGUUACGGCGAGGGACUUUGUUAAUGUCCGCCACUGGAAGAAGAUUGGCAACUCAAUGGUGUGUGCGAACAUUUCAGUGGUUCACAAAGACGAGCCACCACAGAAGAGCAUCGUCAGAGGGGAAAAUGGCCCAUGCUGCUGGGUGUUUCAGCCUGCUGAGGAUGCACCCAGAAAAUGCUUCUUCCAGUGGCUGCUCGACACAGAUCUGAAGGGCUGGAUCCCCCAGUACGUGCUGGAACAAGCCUUCACCUAUGCCAUGACAGAUUUCAUGAGUUACCUGAGGAACUACGUACCAACUCUCAAGACACAGACCUCUCAGAGGAGAGGACACAGAUAACUUUUAUCUCAUCAUUUCAAGUUGGUAAAGACAUGAACCAUAUUUGAUUAUACAAGAUACAAAAGCAAUAGUACAGCCUGGCUCUUAAUAUUUAACUUCCAUUGUAUGUAUGUUGUCAUUAUGCUGUUUUAAUUUACCUUUCAUCUGCAUAGAACAAGUCUUGUUCCAUUUUGUCUUGAACCACGGCUAAAUCUUCAUCUUGUUAGUGUGUAGAGUGACAGCAGAUUUCAUGUCCUCCCAGGAGCUCAUUGAAUUUAAUCACUCUUAUCCCUGAUAUAUCCAUGCUGCUUAUUUUUAUAUACACAAUCUUUCAUGUUAUUCUUUUGUUCAUAAUUGUUCUUCUAAACAUUUGAUAAGUGUCUCCAUUUAAUAGCUUUCAGAGUAUUAGUAUGUAUUAAACUUGCAUUGUGCGUUUAAUGCCUGGGAACAAGUGCUUUGCAGAAACCAGAUGAUUAUCAAAUUAUACUCUCCUUUCACUCAAAAAAGUGAAGGAAAUCAACAGUUUUUUCCUAAGUAAUCAGUUGUAAGGGCCAGGUAAAAACAUUUUGUUCCUGAAAAUUGAUGGUGAAAUGGAAGAAUCUAGAUUCUAAAAUACUAGAAAACAGAUAAAAAGAUAUUAUUUGAGCAUCCUCCUCACUCACAUUUCCUAACAUUUGUAAGCCAAUUGAAAGAGAAGCGAUAUCCUUCAAGAUAUCAGUUUACCUAGUGAAAAAAGUUUAAAAUUUUUUUCAUAAUGAUUUGUAAUUCUCAUUAUCCUCAGAGAUCUUAAUUAAUCAUAUACAUUUUCUGUUUCACAUUGGACUCAUCUCACUCAUUAUUCUCAUGGAUCCAUUCCAAUGUUGUUUCUUUUCAUACUCAUUUAGCUUAUUUGUUAAAGCAUUAAUGUUUUUUGUGUUAUCGUCAAUAUUAUAAUCAAAGGUAUUAAAUAGUGAUAUUGAAUUUAAAUGUUUCGUAUCAAAUAGUCUUAGAAUUAUUCAAUCUUUCUUUUAAAAUUCAACUGAUUUUAAGAUACAUAUCACCCAGCUACAAUUUUUGUGGUGUUGUGUGGUGUAUAUUGUUUGUAGUCUUUUUUUAUAUAAAAUGUAUAUAGAAAACACACACAGGUGGGAAGGAUUGUUGGCCAUUUACUCUUGUGAUGACUGUGAGGUCAGAGCUCCCUAACCUACCCGUACCUACUCUAGCUACGGCCAGUAUUACACAGGAGCAUUUCUGGUCUUCCUGCACACUGCUUUCCUUUGAUUGUGACUUGGCAAAGGAAUCUUUAUCAUAGGCAAUCAUUUGAUGACAAAUUUAUCACUAAAUUGGUUCUUUGCAAAUUUCUGAAGAAUAAUUUGUUAGAGUCUAAAGUUUUUCUGACAAAUUUCACAUUGAAAGAACGUAGUAGGAAGGAGCAGCAGCUUAUAAAGGAAAGGCUUCCAGUGUAACAAUGAUUUAAGUGGACAGUCUUCAUUGUGAAAGGAGACUAGCUAAGUGUCUCCACCUGGCCAGGGAAGGGAAUCCAACCCUGGAUCUCUUGGCUGUGAAAUGAGUGUGCUAACUAAAAUGCCACCACACCGCCUGCAACUGUAAAUAACUUGUCAUUUAAAGUAAUCAUAUUGCAAUGUAUUAUUUCUAGAAAAGCAAGUGACUACAAAACUUGUCUCCCUUGAAUCCAUAAGCUUAAACUUCUGUACAUAUUCCAUGAUCCUUCCCAUUUCCUAAUUUUCUUGCAUGUCUGUGAUAUGAAUAUUAUUGCCUUACUGUAAUACUAAGAUGCAACCUUUCUAGAAGCUGUUUCUAUUCGCCAUUCAUUUUUAUCACAUUUAAACCUUUAUGGGACAGGUGACAUUCUGUGUAUAUACGAAUGUCCAACCUCAGGUGGGCUUGCUCGUUAGGGAUUUACCAUUGCACCUUUCUCAUUUUCAUCUUGUUAGUCUAAUGUGUUGCCCCAGAUACUACUUUCAAAUCUUCAAGUGAUUCCUGAAUGCCAGUUUGACUUCUUUUCUCAGUGAUUUCAUGAUUCAAUCCUUUUUCAAACCGUAAACAGGAAUUACCUAUCACUUGCACGCAUCUGUCAGUAUGUCUUGUGCAUCCCACAGAUAUUCAUGUUUUGUAUAUAUGUAAUGAUUACAUGUCAUUGUUUUAUAAUGGCUCUCUAACAAAGACAGACAAAGACCCUCAUGAAAAACUAAUGUAUUAAGUACUUCUGUAGUUUAACAGACAGCAAGCAAGCUGCUGCUACAUAUCCUUGUCCACCCAUUGAACACUCCGCCCGCCCAUCACUGUCUGCCAAACUUACUGUAGCACUCGGUGAUCCCUCCUGUGUGUUUCUAUCCCCUCUAGGCUAAUUUCUCCCCUCAUAAUCUAUGUAGACAGAUAUAAAACUGGCUGAUAAUCUAGGUUGUGAUGCUUGUAGAAUUAAAGGUAGUGUACUUCUUGACAUUCACACAAUAGUUACAAACAACUGAAGAUGCUGUAGUCCAGAAUGUUGCAAUAAUAGUGAUGUGUAAAAAGCACCACAGUUACCUUUUAACUUUGUGGUGUAUAGUGAAAGCUAUCAGAACUUUUACAGAACCAAAGCAGUGGAAAUGCAUAUUCUUGGGGGACAACACCAGUUAGAUUUAACUGAAGGUCUUGAUGGUAGUGUAAUUCAUUGUUGCACCUUGAGAAUGCAAUGAAAAUGUAUACUGUUGGGGACGGCACCAGUUACAUUACUAGUUGUGGUGUAUUUCAUUGACAGCUUGACAAUAAGACUUAUUCCUCGGACUAUGCAUAUUUUUAAGUACUGUUAUUGAGAAAUUUUGUUGCCGUCAGAGAAAGAUUGUCUAGUUUCUUAGCUGUACUUGUAGAUGAAAUUAUUAACUCAUUUCCUACUCAUUAUUUUGUCAAUGAGAGCCAUAACAAGCCAUAAUUCAGUAGUUACUCAUUAGAUUUUAUUCAGCAAUUAUACAUAUGUUGUGCUCAUGAUAUAUUAAGAGCAAGUUAUCCUUCAUUUAGUAUUAAUAGUGCACUGGAUUUAGUAUUUUAAGAAAGAAUAUAAUCACUAAAAGUUAGAGGGAUUUGCUAUAAUAGAAACUUUACUGUAGCAUAUAUUAUGUGAAUCAGUAAAACUUGAUUCACUGGAAAUAUUACAAUCAAGAGCAUAAAAGCUUGAAACUCUAAAACUAUUAUAUCACAAAAUUGUUGGUUUUAGCCCUAAGUUUAACACACACACACACACACACACACACACACACACACACACACACACACACACACACUCUUAGGUUGUAUUGUUCUCCUGAGGAACAUGUGAUAUGCUACUCAAGUUUCGGGCUUUGAUUUAAGAAAGACAGGUCGUGAAUGGCUUGUGGCAUCUCAUUGCUAUGUUAUUUCUCUUGGAAUUUCUGUGGUUCCUCUUGCUGAUAUUUUUAGGUAUUUUAAUCAAUUUUAAGAAUAAGUUACAUAAAUAGACGUGAUACUUGACUCUUGGCUUUGUGGCAGGUUGUAUGAUGUGUCAAAAUUUGGAAGACACUCCUCUUAAAUGUAUCACUAUUAUUAUUAUUAUUAUUAUUAUUAUUAUUAUCAUUAUUAUUUUUAUUAUUGUAAAAACAUAAUGACAACUUGUGGAAGGAUGGUGAAGCGAUACACGGGCUGUGGAUGAGUACUUUAUUCCUGACUAGUUUCGCUGUUAUAGCAUCAUUUCUCUGAAGAAGCUAUAACAGCGAAACUAUAUAGUCAGGAAUAAAGUACUCAUCCACAGCCCAUGUAUCCCUUCACCAUUCUUCCACAACAUUAUUAUUAUUAUUAUUUUUUUUUAUUUAUUAUUAUUUUACAUCCACAUUGGUUCACCUCUCACAAACAAGAAACUGGAGCUUAAAGUUUACUGUCAGAGCUUUUCAAAGUAAUAAUUUCACAAUUCAUUUUUUAUUUAUUUAUUUUUUUUAUCAAUAACUAUUGAAGUAAGCAAUUAGUGGUAUCAUAUCUGUUUAAGCUCAAGGAAUGCUUAUGUUUAACUACAAUGUAGGUAAGAAAGGAGUGAAGGUUGUAUGAUAUUUGAUGAAAUACAUUGUGUUUGAAUGUUACAAUUCCCAGGAGAGGCCAUUGUUAGUAUAAUGGUUGUGCAUUGCAAGUCAGUUAUAUGCUCCUGAGUGGUGUGUGACUAGUACAAUGUGGUCCAUUAUGCUGAACCAUCUUCCAUGUGACCAACAACUGUUUUGAAAGUGUGACCUCUUCCUGUUUUGUAAGAAUGGUUUUUACUUUGAUGUUUGAGGUUGCAGUGUAUGGAGAGUGUAAAGCUGUCAUUCACAACACAUUCCAAGCCUGAAUGGUGAAACUGUCACUUGAUAGCUCACAAGUUGUACUUUACAGUGAGGGAUCUCCAUUUCACCCCAAAAGAAAGCCAUGUGAUUGGUGUAAACGCCAGACAAAAUCAUUGAUGAUAAACACACAUUAUCAUGUGCUGACCAAAAGCAAUCCAGUUUGAUGAGAUCUUACACUAUGAAUAUGAAUAAUAAAGUCAUUAAAGUGGUAAUAUAAUACAAUUCCAUAUUUUUUAUUAUUUUGUCUAAUUCAAUUCAAUCCAAAGUAAGAAACUUGCUGUACUCAUUUACAGAGCUACACUUUGCCUAAGGUUGUAUUUUCAAUGUCUUUUCAAUAUUCAAUUAUUCAUGCCUAUACUAUUGUGCUACAUCUGUUACUGAACCUUUCAGACACUGACUGUUGUAUAAAACAUUUCCAAUGUAAAUAACAUUUAUGUAAUGACUGAAUGAUGAACAAGUGUAUAUUCUUUUCUACAAAAGCUUUAGUUCUCUGGGCAUCAUUUUAUGUGCAUAUGUUAACAAUCAUCCUGUAGUGUGCUGUGCAUUACCUUUGUUUUGUUUGAUGUUUUACUGGUGGUUGGAUAUAGUGAUGCCACAACCUGCUGUGUGGAGUCAGCUGAGAGAUGUUGAGCUGUGAUCAGUAGCCGAUUGAUCUGCCACACUCACACACUACAUUCAGCAUUUUUCUUCAGUCUUAGUCCUCAUAUCUGUUAUAAUCUAUCAGUGUGCAGAUUCCGUGUGAAGACUGUCAUUUCUUGAGGAGACUUAAGAAUGAGAGGAAAUGAAGUAUGGUAGACGUGAAUUGUCCAACAGAUCAAUCAAUUUCUGCAGAUGACUGUCUGUGCCACCCUCAAAUUAAGGUAUUUUUCAUAUUUACUGCAAUGUACUAUUUGACUGACGAUACCAAAGUAUUGCUGGGUGAGUGGUAAGGAGUUUGACCAGAUCUGUGGUGGUGGAAUACCUCAGCCUUCAUGUACAUACCUUUGUUAUUAAAAGAAGAAAGUGA